AUGGCAUUAAGUCGUCUUCCUCGCUUAAUAUCGGAGCAGAUAAUGAGCUCUCUACCACCAGUACAUGUUUAUGAAGUCCGCUGUAUCAUUGGGGAAGAUCUUAUAGAUCAGACAUUGGAAUUAAAAUCUGAAAUUGUUUCUGUUUUGGAACUAGCCAACAAUAACGAAUCUUUCCUACCAUCCUCUCUAGAUUCUUCCAAUUGCUCAGCUGACUUGGAAUAUUUCUCUUUGCUUUAUUUAAACGCCACUGAAAAUAGAUCGAAGCAAGACAAUCCUUAUCAAGCAUUUGAUGGUUUGAAAGAAAAAUCUGAACUUGACUAUUACACUCAAAAAAUAAGAAACUAUAUACUUGCAGAAAUCUCAUUUUUGAAAACGUACUUACAAAAUAUUCAGAAUUCUCUUUUGGAAAACUUCAGUACAUUAAAUCAUGAACAGGAAAAUAUCAAUCAAACCCUUGGAGUAGAUUCAAUAUUAUCCAAACCAAGAACAAUUCAGAACAAUUUAAUAACUAACCAGAAACUGUCUUGUGGUUUAGAGUUCCUUCUUAGUCAAAAUUCAAUCAAUGAGUUGCUUGACAAUUCAAAUGUUCCUUGUUCACCAAUUUCUUUGUCAACUCGAUCAUCAAUUGAUACUUCCUCUUCUUCAUCUUCAUCCAGUAAACCUAAGAGAAAAUCAAUUCAUUAUACGUUGCCUCUUCAUCAGAAUUCAAAUCAUUGUACACAAACUCAAAUGUUGUCUAUAAAAAAUAGCAAAACUAUUACAAAUAGUAUCAAUAUCCCACGAAAAUCAAUAACUACUUACAAGUUAUCCACCUCAGAAACAAAACAGUUACAAAAUGAUACAAAUCAAAAACUUAAUGAACAAAUUCAUUUAUCAUUAAUUUUAAAUUCAUCUAAACAAUUAAAACAACAACUACAACCAUCACAACAACAACAACAACAAUUCUAUUCAAUUAAUAAAUCUCAAUUAAUCAAUCCGAAUUUAUUAAAAUCCUCAACAAAUCAAUUAUAUAAUCUAAAACAAAUUCAUUCAAAUAAUUCAGCACAAAAAUUUCGACAAAUGAUAAUUAAAUUACGUCAAGAAAAUGAAAAUUAUUAA
Molecule: messenger RNA, 1098 nt
Organism: Schistosoma rodhaini
Lineage: Eukaryota; Metazoa; Platyhelminthes; Trematoda; Strigeidida; Schistosomatidae
Source: the annotation of a GenBank genome assembly